AUGCCACCCAAAGUUGUAUACGGAAAGUGGAGGAACGGCGAGCGCACGGCCUUUACGAAAUUCUUAUCGCCUGAGAGAGAAGCCACACAAAAGGGAGUAGAAGGUCAAAAUGCGGCCAGCAGCGCGGAAGGCGAUUGGCGGGAACAGCUCCUGGCAGCAGCAGCAGCAGCAGCAGCAGAGCCAGAGGAAAGCGAGAAGCAACUACAAAACAAUGUUUCGGUGCUUCAGCAAGGGUUGGAGGGUUUGCACAUAGAGCAGAGACGGGAUGCGAAAGAGAAGGACAGCGCAAAGAAAACAAUCAAGGCACAGAAAGUCAAGCCGAGCCGAGAUGUUGAUGUUAUUAAGGAGAACAUUUCACCAGUAGAAGAUGGGUUGGAGCAGAGUAUGCAGGCUCUGACGAUUGAUGCUGCAGGGGACGAGGGCCGGGAUGUGUCGCAGAAGUCGCAGAGACCGAGAAAGGUGCUCAGCGAUCGGAAUAUCAAUGCUGAGACUCAGCUAGAUGGCUCGGUGGUAACCGUUGCGAAGCAGAAGAAGCAGAAGAAACGGGUCGUACCAUCAAGCGUAGCCAGCCCAAAAUCCAAAUCACCGCAACGAAGACAACAACUACCUACGCCUGAACCGACGCCCGAGCCCGACGAUCUCUAUUCGACUUACGCCUCUCUAUUGCUCGCUCUCAGUGAUAGGAAGAAGAUUGUUGCGUUCCAGGACUGGGCGGAUCAACUCGAACCUCACUUUGAGGUUUCCAAGAUUGCAGAAGCUUCCUUUUCAGAAGUGUACCGCCUAUCGUCAAUAUCAUCAACAAACGGCGUCAAGGAGGAGUCGGUGCUCAAAGUAGUGGCACUCAAAACCCCACCAACGGUCCCUCUACCAUGUCAGCUCCACGGCCGAGCAGUACGAGACCUACAAGGGCAGAUUGAAAAGGAAACGGCACAACGAGAGGAAGAUGAUCAGUGGAAAUCACAGGUCGAAGAUGUCUUAUCAGAAGUCAAUCUUUUGCAGAAUCUCACGCACAUUCCUGGUUUCACAGUCUUCCGUGACCUUACUCUUGUCCAGGGACGGCCAUCGGCUUCGUUUAAUGACGCGUGGAAAGAGUGGAACAAAGCGCGCCCACGCGGCAAAAAGAGCGAGUUUCCUGACCCCAGCAAAAAAAGCAGCUAUGACGAGUAUCAACUCUGGGCUGUUGUCGAGAUGCAGGACGCAGGUACAGACUGCGAAAAGCUCAUGGAGUCUGGUGGCCUGGCCUCCAUCUGGGAAGUCUGGGACGUGUUCUGGGGUGUAGCCAUCAGCAUCGGCAAAGCAGAAGAAGCGUGUCGCUUUGAGCACCGCGAUCUCCACCUGGGCAACAUCUGCGUGCGCUCCUCACGAGCAGGCGCUGACGUCCUAGAGCCCUGCAUCAAAGACCCUCUACGCCGCAAACUGCGCUUUACGGGCCUCGACACGACAGUCAUCGACUACACGCUCUCCCGCGCGGACAUGGUCGCUGCGCCGCCAUCCCGUAGACUCUCAAGUCUCUCACACAUAUCUAGCUCCACAGCAUCCAGCAUAGCGCAAGACGCCGCCGACGUCGCAUACAUGGAUCUUGACAAGGACCCCGCCAUCUUCGAGGGCGACGCAACCGAAGAGUACCAAUACGAUAUAUACCGCUACAUGCGCGGCAUCGCGCUCUCAGGCAACCCGCUGCAAUUCCAGCAUCCACUCGACGACAGCGAUCAGGCGCCCGAACAGCAGCAACAAAGCACGCACAUGCCACAUGCAAAUAACACACACAUCCGUUUCGACGAAGACGACGACACCGCAACGACAACAACAACAGAACCCCCUCACACCCCCUGGCGCGCCUUCCACCCCAAAUCAAACCUCAUCUGGCUCCACUUUCUCCUUCAUAAACUCCUCAAACACCUCUCGUCGCUCUCGCGCCCACCCCAUCACCACUGCAUCACCGCCGCGCGCCUCGUCUUCAAAGAAGACGCCGACCAACAGGAUACCGACAAAGUCCCCCGCAAAGCAGCCAAACUGUUCAAAGUUCUUACUCGCGUUGCAGAGCUCCUGUGUCCUGUUGCGCUGGGCCGUGAGAAUGCGUUGGGUAGUGUGAAGGAGUUGGUUGUAUUGGCGUUGGAGGAGCGGUGGGUGCGGGUAGGGGAUGUAGCGGGGUGA
Messenger RNA from Exserohilum turcica Et28A, 2154 nucleotides. RefSeq lists its product as uncharacterized. Gene Ontology annotation, molecular function: histone H3T3 kinase activity. The record is from RefSeq and is a predicted model, not a curated record. The transcript has a single exon. Lineage: Eukaryota; Fungi; Ascomycota; Dothideomycetes; Pleosporales; Pleosporaceae. Gene Ontology annotation, cellular component: cytoplasm; nucleus. Gene Ontology annotation, biological process: intracellular signal transduction; mitotic cell cycle. Bases 1 to 2154 code for a protein of 717 amino acids.